ACAUGGCAGCGGCGCUAGGAUACCAUUCACGACCAAAAUCUGCUUCAGCUCCAAUUUACACAGCAACGCACAGCUGCACGCGCCUUGGCGCCAUUCAGAGAUUGGUGCGCAUUUGGCGGGAUGUUGAUGCUUUGCUACUUGUGCUGGGGGUCGACAGCGAGUCGAACGAAGCAACUCGUCGGUUAGUGAACUACCUACUGUUCGGUCUGACAGGACACCAACUCACUGACUUGAGCCUUGGUUUUACGGAUGAAAAGAUGGAGGAUGUCGUUCUGUUGAUUGGACGUGAUUGUGUGCAUUUGUAUUGUAACGCGUGGAACUUUCCGAGUUUGUUGCCUGUUGUUGCCAACUGGAGAGGUUUGCAAUUACACUGUUUGCCAAAAGAUGAGUGUAGUGACGAGGAUCUGUUAGAAGAGUUUAAAAUUCGCAAGUUCAUUCAAAUGACUAACGGAAUCAAGAAAAUCGGAAUUCCAUACGGAGCAGACGACACGUCAUCAUUCAAUAACAUGCUGAUUGAAAAGUGGCCUCUAAUUCAAUGUUAUGCAUUAGAUGACUUUAAAACAGGUGGCUUUUUCACUAUGAAUCAUGAUGUUGUCGAUGUUGCCGAUCGUCUGACGUCAUUGUACACGACAGUCGAUGUCCCUUCUUUGACUUACAUUGUAACUCAUGUUCUCCCCUCGUUCGAAUGCCAGUGGAAGGACAUGAUGGCUGUAAUAGACAUUGCUGGGUCCGAUGGCAUUCCUGCACUGUCGGAAGAGCAGAUUGCCGAGCCAUUCAAUGUGUAUUACAAACAUGGCCAAACUCAGAGGUUUGUCAGAAACGAGGAAAUUAUUGGAUCUUACUGCCGUCCUCGUGUGCAUGUUGGAUUAAACACGUGUCGUGUUGCAAUGGAAUCAGUUGCUGCGCAGGUUUCGUCUCAAUCGAGCAGCACUAUUUCAACAAAAACAACAGUUGGAUCUGCUGCUUAUACGGGCAUUGCUACUCACAUGAUAUGUCACUGUUCUGAGCCGAGAGGAGCACUAAGUUGUACUCGCACUUACUUUUUUCACGAAGGCAACGCCAAACAGUUGCCUACUUCUGACGUAUGGCAAUUGCAACAGAUAUACAUGUCUUGCAUUGAUGCAGUGAUUGAAGCCGUUGACACAUACUCUCAUACACACAGCACUCACGAGAGUGAAAAGAUGUGUGUGAGGAAACUAAGGCACGUUGUGAGUGAGAAGAAACUGAAAGUAGACAACGAGUUACUGAAAUUCAAAUCAAAAAAGAAUGUCGAGUUUUUGUUGAUAGCACGUGACUUUAUGGGAAGAUCAGUUGAGCUGAAGGACGGCCAGUAUUGUCCCGUCAUCAAAACCGUAUGUGUUACUGUUCACGAUAUCCCCAGUAUUGAACACGUCGGUAAGCUUGCCGGCUCAGUCUCCUUUGGAGAAUCUUUCAUGGACUCUGUAAUCCUCACGCAGUCCAACGAGGCUGACGUCGCUUUGAGUAGCAAAGUCAUUAUUUUGACAUCGUCAAUCCUUCGCGCAACAUCAUGGAUGGCAAAUACCAAGGCAUCUGGAAAUGAAGACGAAUCUCAUCAGGACGUUACGGAACUAGUCAGCGAGGGAAAGCUCAAGUUUUCAGUCCAACUGGUCGUCAACAAUCAGUUUGUGAGAUGGCUGAAUGGUACUCUACAUUUGAUUGACAACGCGUUCGUGUUUGAACAUUCUCAUUUGGGGUUUGUGUAUCUACCUCUGGAGCAGCUGAAUCGAUUGCAGUUGUUUGAUGAGGUUUCUAAAGGUGUUGCACUGCUGAUUGUCGGUUGCAAUGAGGAAAUUGUGUGCCAUUUGCCGAGUUGGCUACGCCAGAGCGGCACGCUCGUUUUCUCAAUUACGACACGAAUAUCGGCACAUAAAACAUUCUACAAGCAGUUUGUACCACGUAUGCGAUCGAAAGAACUCAAUGGACCAAAGCUCGAAGAUUUAACAGCCUUACAGGAAGAAUAUCAAGACAUUUUCAAGCAAGUGUGUUACCAUCAUUCCAUCCGUGCUACCGGCUCUGAGGCCACGCUAAUGGACAAAGCUUACAACAAGCUGCCAUACUUAUCCAGGUUUGUUGACCACCUGUGCGCCAGUAAAGCCAUGCAUACGACCAUCAUCUCCAAUAACGAUUUUCCAGCUCUUGUUUCACAGUUGCUACCAACACGACCGUCAACAGACGUACACGUUGCUGCAUCUCGUCUUAUGCAUUGUAUUGUUACCGUUUUGACGGGAGUUCCUGGUAGUGGAAAAGAUCAACUAAGUCGUUCCAUCGUGUCCUGGGAUAAAGACAGCACAAAGUGGGUUGUGUUAAGGCAGCCAUUCGACAGCUGUGAUGACGAUUUUGACAUAGAAAGUUUCCAGUCAUCACUGACAGCCAUCACAGAACGGAUGGGAAAGAAACUUAGCGCAUCAAUGAGACGAACGCGUAUACUGGUCAUCACACCAGGUUUGACGGAUGUGCGGCACGUUGUUGGUGCUAUUUUGCAUCAUCCUGAGGAGAGUGUGAGAGAGAUGGUGAAAAUUGGGGCCGUAACUGCUUGUGUCGAUUCUCAUAACUGCGUGCUACGAAACGGUCUGUUCUUUCCUAAUUUGUUGGAGAACUGUGCCAUCGGCUUGGUCAACAACAUUGUUUGGACGGGCCUGAGAUCGGAGAGUCCAUCGAACGUCGAGCUGCUCAUCAGAGCAUGCAAUCCUACCGCAUCGUUCUUUGACUCACAACCCCUCAAGGAGGAGGCCAUGGAUUCUAUUCUGUCUGACGAUGCUUUUAAUGACACUGCUUGUUUGCAUGAUCGGCUUCUAUUUCAUGGCCAAGCUUUGUGUUCGCCUCGUUCAACUAUUCAACCAGUGAAAGGUUUCAACAAGGUGUGUUUGAAGUUCUGUCAGCCUCUCGACAGGAGGCUACUGACUAGUCAGUUGACGUCACUGAAAUUCGAGAACAAACACGAUACAAAUGACACCCAACCUAUUGUGUAUCUUAUUAAAGCUAAAGUCUGGUUAACAGACUCCUUGCAAAUUAACAACCUGGAGUUUGUUCGCCAGAGCGGUUGGCUCACGUUGUCUCCUUCUGAUGUCGGUCAGAUUUCUAGUCCAGCUCAUUUUGCUAACGGGCAAGGUGGUGAGACAGCCUUGCCAUCCGAAAACUGCUUUGUCUUCUUUGGUACUCAGUUGACCGACGGAUGGCUCAAGAACUGGUUGAGAGGUUGUAAGCUACAGAUGGAAACAAAGAAGGCUCACCGAACAAGAAGUGGCCUCACCUCAACAGAGAUAGAUAGCAUCAACUCUGCUCACAAACACGAUCCCCUUCCACCCGGAACGUUCUACAACGGCUCUCACUUUCUUUCGAUGGACGGAGAAAAGAGCGAUAAGCACCCAUGUUUAGAUCAGUUUAUUGACGACUUCCUAGACGCACAAAACAAAGAGAUCGACCGCCAUAACAGUGAACUAGACCAGAACGCAGUGGCUGACAUGUUUGAGUGAAGGACUACACACACACACACACACACACACGCACACGCACACACAGAUUUUAUUGUCAUGAUACAAAUCCGUAUUUUAUUUCCAUAAUGACUGCAUGUA
Molecule: messenger RNA, 3593 nt
Organism: Corticium candelabrum
Lineage: Eukaryota; Metazoa; Porifera; Homoscleromorpha; Homosclerophorida; Plakinidae
Product: dynein axonemal assembly factor 9-like
Exons: 34
Coding region: 3-3494 (1163 amino acids)
Source: RefSeq, a predicted model, not a curated record